This is a messenger RNA of Peronospora belbahrii, 2091 nucleotides long. The record is from the annotation of a GenBank genome assembly. Lineage: Eukaryota; Oomycota; Peronosporomycetes; Peronosporales; Peronosporaceae.
AUGGCUAUUAGUCCAAAAGACGCAGCUGAAAAGCCCCACAUUGAUGAGUUUGUGCAAGGCAAAAUUCUAGGCGAAGGCAACUUUUCACGCAUCAUUGAAGCCAAGCACAAAGCGACGGGCGAGAUUUUUGCACUGAAAGUGAUUGAGAAACAAAAAAUAAAACGAUUGAGAAUACGUCAUCAGAAUAUUUACAAUGAGAUCAACAUGGAAAAGGACGUGCUAAAUCGACUGCAUCACCCGAAUAUCGUCCGCCUGUAUCAGACGUUUCAGGACAAAGGCAAUCUGUACUUUUUGCUGGAACUACUGAAUGGUGGUGAACUGCUUUGUCACAUGUUGCAUGAAGGUCGACAACUGGGUCUAGACGAAGACCUUGCACGCUUCUAUUUGGCCGACGUCGUGAAUGCUGUCGAGUACAUGCACGCAAACCAGGUGCUCCACCGCGACUUGAAACCGGAAAACAUGGUGACCUGCAACGAUGCAGGUGGACAUUUGAAGCUAAUUGAUUUUGGAACUGCUAAAAAUUUGGCCGAAAAGAAACUUGAUGGACCAAAUUUUGUUGGCACGCCAGAAUAUAUGUCCCCUGAGACGAUACACAACAAAGAACCGACUUAUGCAAGUGACAUGUGGGCAUUUGGCUGUAUCGUAUACCAGCUGUUAACAGGAGAGACACCAUUUAGUGGUGGAAGUGCUUACCUCACUUUGUUGCGCGUUCAAGCUGGAAGUUACGAUGUGCCAAAAUACCUUUCUCCCGACGCCCGCGACUUGAUCAAAAAACUACUUCAAAAUGAUCCUACGAAGCGUUUCGGUGGCACUAAAGCGAACGCAAUGAGUGCAGUCAAAGUACAUCCGUUCUUCAAUGGCAUUGAUUUCGACAAUCACACGCAGGCAAGAUUGCCCAUGCUGCAAUUCUGCGGAUCGGAGCUUUUUCCACUCGUAACCAGCCUUGUUGGUACGGAGGAAUCGUACGAAGUCCGUCACCCGCUAGACUUUGGCGGUGAAGUCGUACAGGACCAAGUCAAAGCGCUUUCGCCCCGCGAAAGAAGUAUAGUCAUGCACAUUCUUCGUCGCAAGCAGAUGUUGCACUUGCCAGCGAUAUACCCUCGCUUCUUUAGCUCGGCCAGUCGCGGUCGAUGCUUGUACGCCUGCAGUCGAGGAUACGUCGGAUUAACACACGAUCUGCAAAAUCAAUGGAGCGACAUUUUCUCGUUUGUACAGCUAUCAGGACCCAAGCUUGGUCAGGCAGCCGCCUUAGCUGAAGCAGAUAACCGAGGAGGCUCAGAGUGGGAAGCAGAAUCGAAGGCAUUUGUCAAAGCAGUUGAAUUUUUAAACACGCAAAGACCAGCAUUUGUUGUGUUUUGCGGAGGUUUUGUUCACUCGAAGCCGGGUCAAGAAUUUUAUGAUGCUCAAGUCACAGCAUUUCAAGAGCUACUCAACCAAAUUGUCCCCCAAAUUCGACUGGUAUUUGUUGCAGGAGUCGGCGAGUUUGACACGCCAGAUGGAAUGGUCAGAUAUCAAAACUAUUUUGGCGACACACGAUUUAGCUUUUGGUUCGGCGGAAUCAAGUACAUCGUUAUUAACACAACUGCACUUUAUCGCGAACAAGACUUUUCAGAUGAAGUUACAGCACAGACUGAUUGGAUGAAAAAAGAGCUAGAUAACGGAAAGCUAUGUGCUCGAGGCACUGUGGUGAUGUCUGGUCACUCACUUUACCGAACGGCUUCAGGUACUCAAAACGAAAGUAGCAAAGAACAUGCACCCUUGUGUGUAGAAAUUUCUGAGAAGCUUCGAGCAUCGUAUUGGGAAAUGAUUCGACAUGGUCAGGUGUGCCUUGUGGUGAGCGGAGGAUCGACCACGAACAAUCUCACUAGUGUUGUAUUUAAAAAUGCUGAAGAAGAUGCAGACGAGUACAAGUGCGAGCUCUUGUCUUGUAAAGCACAAUGGGGAGAAUCUUCAACCGUCAUAUAUCAAACCGAGGUCUCCCAGGCCGGCGUCGUCACGAAAGCAUAUCUCGUCGAGAGCUCGAUCCCCAACGAUGUUAGUACUACAUCUUCCGCUGGAGCAAGAGACGCAACAACAUGUUCAGUCCGCUAA